CAAGCAAUUCUCAAAGUGGGAAAGAUGAAGCCAAUCAAAGUUUUGGCAAUUUUUUGCAUCGUGUCAUUUAUAUGCGGAGUGCUCCUGGUGACAAUCCCACUUUUCAAGUCGUCAUGCAGUCAAAUACCGUUCCAGCCAGGGUGCACUCAUAAUUUGAGCCUCGUUACCCCCACGUUACCCGCAUGUCCCCUACCCUUCGAAGAGUGGGCCAUAGCUUCCCGCGCCGCCCCGGGAAACUCGCCUCGUCCUGACGGCGUCAUCCCGUCCUGGUUCAACCGGCCUCUCGCUCUUCGAGGUCAACAGGUCACCUCGGAAUACCGCUUUCCUUACUACUUCGUCAUGUUUUUCGGCACCUUCAUCCAACUCAACAUGCCCGACAUCCGGAACCCCCUCAUGUUCAACAGAAAACACACGACCGCCCUGGGCAACGAAAAGAGGGACAUGGCCACCCUUAUGCAAAAUUUGAUCUGGACGAAGGACUACUUUUACGACAUGCCCAUCGAAGGCAACUCGUCCUACAUCGAAUCCAUCGAGAACGUGCACGCCAUCCAUGACGAGGUCCAAAUGCGCGCGAGCGCCAAACAAGAAACGGAAGGGUGCAUCGUAUCGCCUCACCGGUUUGAUAAUCAAACGACGAAUGACGUUUUAUGGGAUGCUUUCGAAAGUGAUAUGAAGAACUCCAAAAUUCCGCAUUCUCAGCGUGCCCCAUCUCCCACCACGUGGCCGACUUGCCCACCUGAAACGGAGUGCGAUUCGUGCAAAAAGUGCAAAGUGUGCGAACCCUUUUACUCCUGCCAAGGAAAAGGCGGGUGCACCUUUAAGAUGAAGUGCACCCAUUGUUCGGGGUGCGAAGCGUCCAGUUGUACUGAGAAUGCCGCCCCGACCUGUAAAUAUGUGCAGGUGGAAACGUACAAGUGCGGGAAAUGUAUUUGCGAUGAUAAAAAGCAGAAUUGUGGGGAAUGUGAGACCUGUACUAAUACCAAGAAAUGUUUGAAUUUUACGCCGCCAUUGUUCAAUCAACAGGCCAUGGUUUUCGUGAUUUACACUGUGAUCGCGUACCCCAUCCUUUUUCCGGAGGGUAUGGCAAUCAAUGCGUGCGAUGCGGAUUUCUGGGCGUACAAUCACUUGUUUGCCGUACUUGCAUACGGCAUAGGGAUCGAUGAUAAGUACAACGUCUUUCUUCAACCGGAUCUGGAAUCAGCGAGGAUUUACUAUCGAAAAAUGCAUGAACAGAUUAUCAUCCCGAGCUUAUUCACUUUCGAUAAGCAGACGAGGCUCAUGAUGGAUAAUGUUUUUAAGGGUCUGUCCACUGUCACGGGUGGAAUCUUGUCCCCCACGCUUUUGGUGCAUAGAUUCGUCCACAACUUUCUGAACCAGCCCGCGCCUCGUCUUCAAGCCUUGAUGAAACCCAGAGAGAUCGCCCUUAACGGUGCGUUAGAUUUUGCAUAUAUUCCGCAAUUUAUGGAAAGCCCGGUGUAUCGAAGUUUGGCAAAUACGGCGUUGAGCGCUUUCAUCUCCGGCGCAUCGACCGCAUUGUUCGGAGGAAAUUGUAAAGAUUAUCAGACAGUUGCACGGAAAUGUUUUGUUUAGUAUGAGUUGGUUUUAGUAAUAUUUUGUUUAGCAUUUGUUUAAUAUUUAUUAUAGAUUACAGGAGAAAAAUAAAAUGCUUACUAACUGUAUAUACAAAAUAUUUAAGUGCAUAUGCAAUUUUGAAAUAUUUCGCAAUAAAGGUGUAAAUUUUAAUCGGAACAAAUUUUCUAACGGAAAGGUGUAAAUAAAUAAA
Folsomia candida is the source of this 1783-nucleotide messenger RNA. RefSeq lists its product as uncharacterized. The transcript is spliced from 4 exons. The record is from RefSeq and is a predicted model, not a curated record. Bases 25 to 1590 code for a protein of 521 amino acids. Lineage: Eukaryota; Metazoa; Arthropoda; Collembola; Entomobryomorpha; Isotomidae.